AUGUCCGCCCCUCAUCAUCAGGAAGACCCUCAAAUCUCGUUCAACUCUUUGUACUGCGUGGCAGAACAAUCUCUAUGGAACAAUGAAGAUUCAGUUUUGCACACCACCUGCUUGAUAAAAGGCCGAGGAGAAAAGAACAGCCUUAUUGUGGAGUUCCUGGAGCAGGACCUUUGGGAAGAUGAUGAGUUGAGGUUUUUACUGGUCAAAGAGCAAGAAAAAGAACCGCCACGUGGCUUUGAGGGAAGUCCGUUUCUGGUGAAGGCCAGGGUUGAGGGGGUGGAGUGGAUGCUCAAGGUCGUUGGGCACUAUUCCUUUUCUGCCCUCACUGCGGUUCUUGCAGUUGACUAUCUUGAUAGGUUUUUGUGCGGGUUUGAGUUUCAUGGGGAGAAAAGGCCAUGGGUGACUCAGCUAGCUGCUGUGGCUUGCCUCUCUCUUGCUGCUAAAGUUGAGGAGACUCAAGUUCCUCUACUUUUGGACCUCCAAGUGGAGGAUCCCAAGUACGUGUUCGAGCCGAAGACGAUUCAGAGAAUGGAGAUUUUGGUUCUUUCUACCCUUCAAUGGAGGAUGAACCCUGUCACUCCACUCUCAUUUCUCGAGUACAUUGCGAGAAGCCUCAAAUUCAAAGACCAUUUUCGCAGGGAGUUUCUGAGGAGAUGCGAGUGCCUUCUUGUUUCUGUGAUCUCUGACUGUAGAUUCAUGUGCCAUUUGCCUUCUGCAUUAGCUACUGCUAUAAUGGUGUAUGUCAUCAGCAGCCUUGAGCCUUGUGUUUUUGUGGAGUAUCAAGAUCAACUAAUGGGCAUUCUUGGUAUCAACAAGGACAAGGUGGAGGAUUGCUGCCUGAUAGUACAACAAGUGGCCACAAGUGUUGAUUUUGUUACAGGCAGGAAGAGGAAAUUUGGUGCAAUGCCUGGGAGCCCAAAAGCAGUGGUGGAUGUGUCUUUCAGCUGUGAUGAUACCUCAAAUGAACUGUGGGGACUUGAUUUCAGCCCAAGCCCAACUGCUGCUGCUGCUGCUGCUUCAGUUUCCUCAUCACCACAGCCUCUGUCCAAGAAAAUCAAGGCCCAAGAGAGCCCCCCAAACAAAGAGAGUGCAAUUUUCUGA
Molecule: messenger RNA, 1101 nt
Organism: Striga hermonthica
Lineage: Eukaryota; Viridiplantae; Streptophyta; Magnoliopsida; Lamiales; Orobanchaceae
Source: the annotation of a GenBank genome assembly